Messenger RNA from Sorghum bicolor (sorghum), 1640 nucleotides. RefSeq lists its product as uncharacterized. The coding region runs from base 138 to 950 and encodes 270 amino acids. The transcript is spliced from 4 exons. NCBI's taxonomy places the organism in Eukaryota, Viridiplantae, Streptophyta, Magnoliopsida, Poales, Poaceae. The record is from RefSeq and is a predicted model, not a curated record.
UCAUCUUGACGCACGUCUCUCUCCACCAGCGGACUGGACCAAGACCAGACCCCACUCAGGCACUCACGCAGGCCGCAGCUUUCCCCAUCCCUAGCCCCCCAGCAACCUCUCCGCCUUCCGCCAUCACCGCCGACGCCAUGGCCUCCUCUCCCCGCCACCUCUUCCUCCUCCUUCCCCUGCGCCUCCUCUUGCUCAUCCCGCUGCUCGCCGCGGCCAAACCCGUCCUCGAGGAUGGUUACACGGUGACCACUUUCGCCAACUUCAACCCGCUCCCGGCCUCUGGGCCGCACCCCUACGCGAUCCUCCCGCGGCCCCGCGCCGGGGACCUCCUCCUCCUCGACUCCGCCGGAUCCGCGCUCUACACCCUCUCCCUCUCCUCCUCCCCCGGCGAGCCGCGCAGGCUAGCGGGUGGCAAGCGGCGCUCCGGGUUCGACGACGGCGACGCCGCCUUCGACCGCCCGCGCAGCGUCGCCGUCGAUGCCGCCGACAACGUCUACGUCGCCGACCAACGCCACGGCGCCGUUCGCAAGGUCGCGCCCUCCGGUUAUACUACUACAGUUGCCGGAGGUCUCUCAUCAGGACCUGGUCACAGGGAUGGACUGGCACAGAAUGCUACUUUCUCGGCAGAUUUUGAGCUUGUUUAUGUCCCCAAAAUUUGUGCCCUGUUAGUAGCUGACAGAGGAAAUCGAAUGGUUAGACAAAUCAAUCUAAAGCCAGAAGAUUGUGCACAUGAAAAACAGUCAGGCUUGGGAACUACAUCAGUGUCGGUCAUUGCAAUAUUGUGUGCAUUGCUCGGUUUAAUUAUCGGGUUCUUAGUUCGUCAUUUUUAUCCUGUCAAUGCAGGAAGUCUCCAUCAACCACUUUUUCAUCAGGAUACAGAAGCAAUUCCUGAGGACACAGAGGAAGGCAACUCUGAUCAGCUUCUGCGACAUAAAAAGCGCAGUUGCUAGCUCCGCGGCCUACACUCUCCUGCUUAGACUGAUCAGAUUUGGUUGUGGCUAUAUAACUGUGGUGUUCCCUAGUGUUAGGUUACAGCAAGAAGUUCCCCUUAGGCCUUGUCGUCGUCGUCCUGUGUUACGCAAGACUAGCACUGCUCCUAACAUUGGUCUUAACAACAAAGCUCCCCUUCCUCCUACUGGGCUACUGGAGGAUCUGAUAAGCUUUGCUGGAGAUGCUGGUGAUAACGAGGGUAGUGGUAAUGCCAAUAGUCAGGAGGGUAAGGUGUCAUCCUAUGAGGGUGACUUGAUGGGGCUUCUCUACACCCCACCUGACAGCGUUAAGAAAAUUGAUCACAUGAUCGAGACCAACCUAUCUGGCUUUUCGAGCCAUGUGAAUCGUUGUAGAUUAACUGUUAGUGGUUGUAGUGUAAGCAGGAGGGUGCAUGGAGACUAGUAAGUUUAUCUGAUGAGAUUGUCAUCGUCCUGUCUUUGAGCGUGCGUGCGUAUCACCUAGGAGUACUGCAGUGGCUCAAUAAAUUUGUACUACAUCAGCACCAGCGUUUUCCUUGUACAUACUAAGUAAAAGAACCUCGUGUAGUGUGACUAUGUUCUGUGGUUAUGGCAUGUAAUGUACCAAGUGUUACAUAACUACUGGGGAUGUUCUUAAUAUUAUAUAUCUGUUGCUGUUUUGUGAAAUGGAAA